This is a messenger RNA of Trichogramma pretiosum, 4851 nucleotides long. Its product is annotated as F-BAR and double SH3 domains protein 2. The record is from RefSeq and is a predicted model, not a curated record. Gene Ontology annotation, cellular component: neuromuscular junction; recycling endosome. Lineage: Eukaryota; Metazoa; Arthropoda; Insecta; Hymenoptera; Trichogrammatidae. Gene Ontology annotation, molecular function: protein binding. Gene Ontology annotation, biological process: neuromuscular synaptic transmission; regulation of actin filament polymerization. The coding region runs from base 563 to 4015 and encodes 1150 amino acids. The transcript is spliced from 10 exons.
ACGACGACGACGACGACGACGUAUGAUAAGCCCGCGCGCGCGAAAAGGGGUUGGCCGAGCUGCCGCGACAACGAGUCUCAGGAAUCGCAAAUAUUAUGAACAAGUCGCGCAGGCGCCGGCCCGAUCAAUAGGGGGUAGUUAGCUGUGGCUGGCUGGCAGCAGCAGCAGCAGCAGCAGAGUCACUCCGCCGAAGAGAGAGUGAGAGAGUGCACGACGCUCUGCAGCCCCCGCAGAAGGCAGCACAGUGUGGCUCGGUGUGUAUAUGCGUGACUCGUGUGUAAUAUAACGGGGCGGGCAGCAGCAGCAGCAGCAGCAGCAGUUGUGUGCCGCCGGGCGCCCCUCGUCGUCGACUUCCUCGUUCCAUCGUCGUCGUCGUGUGGUGUUGUGUGUUGUUCGUUUUUUCUUUUUCGUUCGGAAGGGGUUGACGAAAAAAAAAUUGUCACAAAGGUGUCGACGACGACACGGGGGAGUGCUUCAUAGUGUACUCGAAUAAUUGUUGAUCGACGAGGAAGAGUGAGCCAAGGCACACGCACGCACGCGUGCUGCUGGUGGUGUGGACAAGAUGCAGCAGCCGCCGCCGAGAAAAGUUCAAUACGCAAAAUUUCUAAAAAAUGUCCAUUCGGAGCAAUCUGCCAAGCUCCUGGCCAAGAAUCAACACGAGUGCGAUCUCCUGGAGGACAUUCGCUCGUUCACGCAUAAAAAGGCUGCGAUAGAGAAGUCCUACGCCGAGGCGUUGCUGAAGAUCUCCUCGGCCUAUCUCAACAAGAAGAUACCCAAUAUACCGGACAUCAAGACCGAUGCCGCGGACGAUCGCUGGAACAUGUGGAACGUCUGGCGCACCGUCCUCGAGGAGAACGAGAAACUCGCCCGGGCCCGCCUGGCGGCCUGCGAGGUGUUCCAGACGCAGAUAGCCGACGAGGCCAAGAGCCUGAAGCACAACAAGGUGGCGAUCGCCAAGAAAUCGGUGGACAAUCUGUGCAUCGUCCAGAAGGAGCUGCAGGCCUGCGUGCAGGACGUCGACAAGACGAAGAAGCUGUACUUCGACGAGGAGCACAGCGCGCACGACGUGCGAGACAAGGCCAAGGACAUCGAGGAGAAGCUGAAGAAGAAGAAGGGCUCGUUCUUCCAGUCGAUCACCUCGCUGCAGAAGAACAGCGCCAAGGUGACGUCGAAGCGCGACGCCCUCGAGGAGAAGUCCACGGGGGCGCGCAACGACUAUCUGCUGGCACUGGCGGCCGCCAACGCCCAUCAGAAUCGCUACUUCGUCGUCGAUCUGCAGCAGACCAUGCUCUACAUGGAGCAAGGCGUGUACGACAAGGUGGCCGAGUACCUGUCGAUCAUGGGCCGCACCGAGCUUCUGACCUGCCUCGCCAUGCAGAACAGCUUCGGCAUCAUACGCGACCAGGCGCAGCAGCUCACGCGCGAGUACAACAUCCAGUGCUGCUGCCUCUACUAUCCGGUCCUCAAGCAGCACAUACAGUACGAGUUCGAGCCGUGCGAUCACGACCAGGUGGAUCGCAUCACGGUGGAUCACGCCGCCGCCCAGACCCUGACCAAGGAGGCCAAACGCUGGGCUCAGCGCAUCGCCCGCGAGAUCAGCACGUUCAAGGAGUCCGGGCGCAAGCUCCAGGCGCUGGUGCAGCUGCGCGACUCGGGCCAGAAGACCGAUCCCAACGAUCCGAACGGGCCCGAUCUCGAGACCAAGAUCGAGGAGCUGAAGCAGACGAUGCGACGCGCCGAGACCGCCAAGAUGAAGGCCGAGGCGCGCAUCGAGUGUCUGCGCCGGGGCGGCGUCAACGUCGACGAGUUCCUGCAGGAGGUCGAGUCGCUCUCUGUGCAGGACCUGCCGCGCUCCGCGAGCUCGCUCUCGAUGCACACCGAUCACUCGGGCAACGCCGACGGCCAGCCGUCCUCGGACUCGUUCUACGACAGCGAUCAGGACGGGGCGGGCAGCGACCUCACCACCGUCGAGAGGCCAGGCGGACAGCAUCAGAGGGUCGACUCGGCCCAGAGCCAUCAUCGCCGCGAGCAGAGGGAGGACGAGGACUCGGGCGGCGACGAGAGACGCCGACUCGACAGCGCCGAGGUCGACGGUGCGAGGAAUUACCGAGACGCAGCACUGCUGGAGCAAGAGAAGCAGCGAAUCGACGAGAUCACGGCCGGCUGGGACGAUCCGACCUCGGCCGACUGGGGCCACGACGACUCCUCGGCCGCCGAGGUCGCCGAGGUGCACGCCCCGGCCGACGGCGGCAGACAAUCAGCCGGAGACACGGCCGAGAGCAGCCAGCAUCAGAACAUUUACAAGUGCACGGCCCUGUACUCGUACACGGCGCAGAAUCCGGACGAGCUGUCGAUCGUCGAGAGCGAGCAGCUGGAGGUGGUGGGCGAGGGCGACGGCGACGGCUGGCUGAGGGCGCGCAACUACCGGGGCGAGGAGGGCUACGUGCCCCAGAACUAUCUGGACGUGGAGCGCGAGCCCGAGCCCCAGGGCCAGGACGGCUUCGGCGCCGGCGACGGUGGCUUGGGUGGCGGCCUCGUGACCCAUCCCACCGGCCUCACUCAGCAGAUAUCGUUCUCCUCGGUGGACUACACCAUCGACGAUCACGACGCCGUCGAUCCGGACGCUCAUCUGCGCGAGCAGCAGGAGCUGGAGCAGCAAAGACGUCGGAUCGAGCAGGAACAGCAGCAGCAGCAAAAACAGUCACAGCCGCAGCAGCAAGUGCAUAAUCACGUGCAGCAGCAGGUGAAAAAGCAACAGCAGCAGCAAGACGGGCCGCAGUACUGCAUGGCCAUGUACGACUACGAGAAGACGAGCGAGGAGGAGCUGAGCUUCAUGGAGGGCGACGUCAUACUGAUAGUGAAGAAGGAGGGCGAGGACGUGGACGACGGCUGGUGGGAGGGCGAGCUCAACGACGUGCGCGGCGUCUUCCCCUGCAUCCUCGUCGAGGCCUGCACCGCGGACGGCACUCUCUUGUCCGACGGCGAGGAGGACGAGGAAGAACCGUUGACGCCGCCGAGCCUGACGGCGCCGCCCGCGCACACGCCACCCGAGGCACCGGACUUCAUUCUCAGCGAGGAGCUAGCCAGAUCCCUCAUGAAUGAAAUGAGAGAACGAGGAUACGUGAACGGCGAUCGGCCGGACAGCUUCAACAUCAACCUGUCGAACAAUCAGAAGGAGCAGUACGGCCAGCAGUUCGGCGAGGACAAGUCCCAGGCGCCGGGGAUCGUUAUUGACGAAGCUCCGGAUCAACCAAACAGUUCGGAUGAAGAAGAGGAGGAGGAAGACGAGGAACCCGAGGGCGUAAAGGCAGCGCGGGAGGCGAAGAAAAAGACCGCCGCUGCGGCGGAGGCCGACGACGACGCUCUCGGCGUGGCGCAGAUCGUCAUUACGGCGGCUACGCCCAUGGAGGAGAUCGAACGGCCCUUCCCAGGCGAGGAGUCGAACAACAACAACAAUAACAACAAUAACAACAACAACAACGACGAGCACGACGCGGAGCAAGAGGCAGAGCCUCAGCAGCAGCAGCAGCAGCAGGAGCCAGAAAAGCCGCCGAAGGACCCGUCGCCGGCCGAGGAGUGUCGCCGGAGCCUCCUGGAGCGGGACGACGACGAGGAGUCGGAGGACGACGAGAAGCCGGACGACCCGCAGCCGACGGACUCGGCCCCCUUCCCAGUGAGUAGCUCGUCGGGUAGCGACGCCGGCGGAGAUUCGGGCCCCAGUACCGGUGAUAAUUCCCAAUGUUUGCCUGCGCGUGCACAGACGAUGACGAUGAAGACGACGACGCAGACGGCCACAGCCACGACGACCGCGACGACGACGACGACGUCGACAGUGACGACGACGCACCAACAGCAGCAGCGCCAGGAGAGCCUCGAAGAUGAGACGUCGGAGUCGUCGUCGCCGCCGCCGGACGGCGCGGCCAAGAUGCUCGUGGGCGGCCGUCGCAGCAUACCCGACGAGCUGCAGCCCGACCAGCUGCAGGCACUGCAGUCGCUCAAGGAGUCGAACGCCUAGGGCUGACUAAACCUCGGCGUCAUGCUCGUCGUCAUCAUCAUCCUCGUUAUCAAUCUGAUGCUGCUGACCAUCGACAGGAGACGUAGACGCUCGCCUACUGCCUUAAUCAAGGGCGCCGCCUGAGAGUAAUACAAUUAUACACUAUACUAAUUGCUACGAUACGGUGCGUGUGCAUAUUUAUCAAUUGUUAGAUUCGAACGAUCAUCCCUGCGUCCGUAUCGAUGUUUUGUUUUUUUUUUUUUUUUGAAUGUGUUGCAGCUGUGCGACGAGGACGAAGGGAAAGAAACAAACGAGAAGCAAAUCGAACGUUAUACAUAUUAGCGAAUAUAUUAGUUGGUUAUAUAUAUAUUGUAUUUAAUCGAGAGGCAAAGAGAAAAAACUGCGCGCUCGGAACCUACGCGAGGUGUGUGCGUGUGUAUGUAAUGAUAGCAAAAAUCAUUGAAAAAAAUGACAAAAAAAAUGAGGAAGAAGAAGAAGAAGAAGAAGGGAAUGAAAAAUCUAAAGCAGCAACGACACUGUCGCGCAUCUCUCAUGAAACCAAAAAUAUCAUUAACAAAAAAAUAAAAUAAAAAGUAAAAUAAGCAACAUUUGCUAGGCGUGUUUGUGUCAUAUAAUGUAAUAACGUGUAUCAAGCCUGUAUAUCUCAGACUUUCUCUCUCGCCCACUCUCUAUCUCUCUAAUCUAAAGCUCUAAACUUUACCUCACGUUUAAUCACCAAACAAUUCACCAUUGUAUUAUCCUCAUUAAUCAUUCAUCAUGUUUCCAUUCAACCCACCAAUUUUAGCUAAAAUGGAUUGAAUAUUUAUAGAAACAGAUAGAAAGCCAAUAAGUAAAAA